UUAACCAUUUGUACUGGUCGGCGGGUAGCUCGGGGGGCGAUGGUGACAUGGUUGAGCAGAAAGUCAUGAGCCUACUUCGUCACAUCCGAAAUGUUCACACAGGACAUGGGAACCUAUACAUGGAAUGUCAACAUGCACCUUUAGGUGAUGAGGAAAAAAGGAAGAAAUGGAUUUUUCCAGGACAGAGAGCGUAUGAUGAAUUGGAGAGUCUUUUCGAUAACUUUAGGUUCAAAAAAGACAUCCGAAAGCUCUCACCAUUAGAUCAGACAUCUGGAUUGGAAGGGUUCCACUCCCUAUUGAACCAUUUUGCUCCCAAGAUGCUGUCGUAUGGUUACAAAGGAAUUUUCUGCAGAAUGUUAUUAGCGGUUCUACACCGCAAUGCUAAUAGUGGAAGACCUCAGGCAAAAACAAAGGAUGGGUGCCUGCAAUAUGAGGUCCUGUAUCCUAGGGGGAAAAUGGGACAGCACACUGUUCGAAGAGUACGCUCUGAGCCGUGUUAUGCAUAUGUGAAAGUCUUGCUUCAGAAAGUUAUUUCAGAGGUUGAUGGCAGUUCAACCACAAGCCAGGGUGAUCUGUCACUGAUAUCAUCACCACCACCAACCUUGUCUUCCAGGUGUGAGAGGCCAGAUAAGGAGCUCGCAAUACAGGAGCUUCAAAGCCGUUUUAAUAGUUAGGUAUUGACAACUAGGGCUGUGGAGCCGAAAAAAAUUUACGCAAGCAAUUUCGGCUCUAACUUUUCAGGAAAUCAAAUUUGGCUUAUGCAAGCUUUUGUAGUUUUAGA
Messenger RNA from Styela clava, 781 nucleotides. Lineage: Eukaryota; Metazoa; Chordata; Ascidiacea; Stolidobranchia; Styelidae. The record is from RefSeq and is a predicted model, not a curated record.